AUGGCUCUCCUAAAUUUACAAUUUUUCUCUUACGAAGUGCUCUUCUCAGCAGUGUUGCUUCUCCUAGCAAUAUAUUUAUGGUUCAAAUAUAAAUUUACAUAUUGGUCAAAGAGAGGCGUUUUUGGACCCACUCCGAUAUUUCCAUUCGGGAAUAUAGAAAAAGUUAUUAGGAGGAAGGAACAGUUCUUUCAGCCGUUUUGUGAUAACUAUAACCGAUAUAAAAAUUUACCUUACGUUGGAAUGUACUGUUUUAACAAACCUGUACUGAGUAUUAACGAUCCUGAAUUGGCUAAACAUAUACUCAUUAAGGAUUUUGAACAUUUCCAAUCACAUGGUAUAUUUUCUGGAGGAGCGGGAGAUCCUUUGGCAUGCCAUCUAUUCAAUUUGCACGCUCAACCAUGGAAAACGUUGAGAUUAAAAAUGUCACCUGUUUUUUCGACUUCCAAAUUAAAGUCAAUGUAUCCGUUAGUGGAGAAAAUCGCCAAAGAAGCCCAUGAUUAUGCUGUGGAGUUACAUAUGAACAAUAAAGCGAUAAAUUUCACGGAUUUUUAUGAGAAGUAUGUAAUGGAAAUUGUUGGAAGUGUUGGUUUUGGAGUGGAGUGUAAUGGACUAAAAAAUUCACGUUCUGAAUUUUAUUUGCAUGGAAACGAAUACUUCAAUCCAACUUCUCUGUACUGGACGAUAGUGCGAACGUUAGCAUUCAUGAUGCCUGCAUUUUUCAACAAGCUAAAGUUGAAACGCAUCAAUCCGGACAUAAUAAACUUUUUCUACAACUUGGUUAAAGAAACAGUUGAAUAUAGAUUCAAAUAUUGUUAUAAGCGCAAUGAUUUCUUGCAGGCACUUAUAGAGUUGAAGGAGCAUUCUGAGAAUAGAGAGGAAACCAUAGACAAAGAGUCGCCAAACUUUACGUUCACGAUUACAGACAUAGCCGCAAAUACUAUGUUGUAUAUGUUCGCCGGUUACGAGACUUCAGCCACUACCGGACAGUUCGCAACAUACGAGCUUGCCCGCAACCCUCACAUACAGGAUCGUGCUAGGGAAGAAAUAAAGAGGGUUCUCGCAAAAUACGGCGGGGAUUGCACUUAUGAGGCGCAGAACGAAAUGGUCUACAUGAAUAUGGUACUCGACGAAACAAUGAGAAUGCACCCACCAAUGCGUGCUUUGUUCCGAAGAUGUACAAAAGACUACAAGUUGCCGAAAACGGACCUGGUCGUAGAGAAGGGCACGCAAAUAUUCGUGCCAGCGCACGCUAUACAAAUGGAUCCGGAUAUAUUUCCGGACCCGGAAACAUUCGAUCCAGAGAGAUUUUCACCAGAGAAAAAGAAGAUUAUGCAUCCUUGCCAUUGGAUGCCGUUUGGGGAAGGUCCAAGAAAAUGUUUAGGUCUCCGGCAAGGGUACAUCCAGUCAAAACUCGCUCUUGUGAAGUUAUUGCAGACAUAUGAGUUAUUGCUAGACGAACGGACGCAGGUUCCGACGAAGUUAAAAGCAGCGGCAUUAGCCUGCGCGGCGGAAGGCGGUGUGUGGAUACGGUUAAAAAAACUUGAGGACAGUGUAGACUAA
Molecule: messenger RNA, 1560 nt
Organism: Pararge aegeria (speckled wood butterfly)
Lineage: Eukaryota; Metazoa; Arthropoda; Insecta; Lepidoptera; Nymphalidae
Product: cytochrome P450 6a2-like
Exons: 5
Coding region: 1-1560 (519 amino acids)
Molecular function (GO): heme binding; monooxygenase activity; oxidoreductase activity, acting on paired donors, with incorporation or reduction of molecular oxygen
Source: RefSeq, a predicted model, not a curated record